GCAGCACGCUAUGAAUCCAAUUGACCGCAUUGCGUUUUCAUUUCCGUUUCCGGUUGCAUUUUCUAUAAUCGAUACUUCUGCCUUGGAUGUGCGACAAUUGUGACUGUGAACGUUUUCGUGCUCCACAUUAGCUGGAAAAGUAAUACCCGCUAUAAAACAAAAAAUAGAAUAACAAUAAAUAAAGGGAAAUUGAUUAAGGCGAUUCUUAGACAUGUUGAUUGAGCCGACUUUAAACCGUGACCUUGGCUCGCUUACUGUCGCAAAUUCUGGCCUCUCGGCCGCGCACUGGAAAAUGGAGCCCCAUCCCCAACGCAUCACAUCGCUGGCCCCUCACGCCUCCAGUGUAGCGGCGGCAUCCGUGGCAGCAGCAGCAGCGGCGGCGGCAGCGGCAGCAGCGGCAACGGGAACGGGAUCUGGAGCGGUAACGGCGGGGUCCCCCACAUCGCCCACAUCUGUGCAAAUACCGCCCGGCUUUGGCGGCGCCUCUGGAAUGCCACCGGGAGCAGCCGGAGCCACGGGGAGCACCCUCAACACCCUGAUGUCGCAGCAUCGCCUCCUGGAAUUCUCCCGGUUCGGCGGUCUUCGCGGCUACGAUAUCGCCCAGCACAUGCUAACGCAGCAGGGCGCUGUCUCCAAGUUGCUAGGCUCGCUGCGACCACCGGGCUUAAUUGGUGGCUCAAAGCCCAAGGUGGCCACGCCGACGGUCGUCUCCAAGAUCGAGCAGUACAAGCGGGAGAAUCCGACGAUCUUCGCCUGGGAGAUACGCGAACGCCUGAUCUCAGAGGGUGUCUGCACGAAUGCCACCGCUCCGUCGGUGAGCAGCAUCAAUCGCAUCCUGCGCAAUCGAGCCGCCGAGCGGGUGGCCACCGAGUUUGCCCGGACCGCCGCCUACGGGCUCUACCCGCCGCCCCCUCAUCCGUACGGCAGCUUCACCUGGCAUCCGGCUGGAAGUGUUCCCGGUGGCCAGGGGGUUCCCCCGCCGCCGCCUCCAUCCGCCCUGUGGUCCGUGGCGGCUCCCACGCUCGCCAAUCUGCCGCCAAGUGCCGCCAGUGCGGUCCAGCCAUCGCCCACUUGUGGUUCCCUGAGCUCCGCCCAUCUGAUGGCCAGCGGUGGUGCAGGUGGUGUGCCCACCAACAGGGCCAUCUCACCCGGCUCUGGUAGUCAUGAUACCUUGGAAUCGGCCGACGAGAACAGGCACAUAGACUCCGAUUACCUGGAUGACGACGAUGAGCCCAAGUUCCGGCGCAACAGGACCACCUUCAGUCCCGAGCAGCUGGAGGAGCUGGAGAAGGAGUUCGACAAGAGCCACUAUCCCUGUGUGAGCACCAGGGAGAGGCUCUCCAGUCGCACCAGCUUGAGCGAAGCGCGAGUGCAGGUUUGGUUCUCGAAUCGCCGGGCUAAAUGGCGUCGCCACCAGCGCAUGAAUCUCCUGAAGCGUCAGCGCUCCAGUCCCGCCAAUCCGAUGCACUCGCAGCAAUCGAACGAUGCGCCGGCCGGUUCGCCCACGCCCAGCAAUCACAGCAGUGCCUCCACCUCCGCUCCAGUGGCUCCCGUUCCGCCCACUCCCCAGCAGCAGUCGCAGUUGCCCCUGUGCGGUGACCACUCGCCGCAGGCUCCGCCGCCCUCGGUGAUGCUGCAUCCCCUGCAUGGACCUCCUGGCGGGCAUCAUCACCACCAUCCUUUGCACCUGCCCACGCAUCCGGCGGCCCUGCAGCUCCUCAGUCACUACCACCAACAGCAGCAGCAACAGCAGCAGCAGCAACAUCAACAGCAGCAACAACAGCAGCAACUCUCACCCACAGGCUGCAAUCCGGCUGCAAGUCAUCUUUCCAUGGGCGGCGAGAGGAGUGCCUUCAGGAGUCUGGUGAGCUCUCCCUCGGCGGCUGCCUUCCUGGGAUUGGCCAGGCAAUAUGCAGUGGCUGCUUCAUUGACAGUCGCCGAGGAGCAACGCUCCCGAUUGCACUACUCCUCGCCACUGGCCGUCGAUGGAGGAGCAGCAGGACCCAUGGGCGGCGGCGGCGGCUCAACCAUGACGGUGGACAACUCGUCGUCGGACUCGGAUGAGGAGAUCAACGUGCACGACGAUUCGGAUGGUGAAAUCGAGUCGCCGGCGGCGACGGCGGCAAAGGUGGCCCGCCUGUCAUCCUCCGAUGCGCCGGCCACGUUGCAAUUCCUAAAGCAUGACCGCUAGAUAGGCGGCGGCAAAGUCUAAUUGAAAACUUGAGUUGUGCGCGCCUCUGUGAUUGACAGCAGCAGCAACAACAGCAACUACUGAUGCAAUUGCAAUUGCAGCUUGUUGGACUGAAACACGAGAAGCGACUACAUUUGUGGGCAAACAAAUCGAAAACCAAAGUUAAAAUGCUGCUCACCUACUUGCCUGCGGUUCGGGGUCGCUGGAAGAAAAACAAAAAAAAA
This is a messenger RNA of Drosophila takahashii, 2415 nucleotides long. It is a transcript of the gene eyg, whose product is annotated as eyegone. NCBI's taxonomy places the organism in Eukaryota, Metazoa, Arthropoda, Insecta, Diptera, Drosophilidae. The record is from RefSeq and is a predicted model, not a curated record. Gene Ontology annotation, molecular function: RNA polymerase II cis-regulatory region sequence-specific DNA binding; DNA-binding transcription factor activity, RNA polymerase II-specific. Gene Ontology annotation, biological process: anatomical structure development; regulation of transcription by RNA polymerase II.